Messenger RNA from Octopus sinensis (East Asian common octopus), 3202 nucleotides. RefSeq lists its product as uncharacterized. Gene Ontology annotation, molecular function: scavenger receptor activity. Gene Ontology annotation, cellular component: membrane; cytoplasm. Bases 597 to 2705 code for a protein of 702 amino acids. The record is from RefSeq and is a predicted model, not a curated record. NCBI's taxonomy places the organism in Eukaryota, Metazoa, Mollusca, Cephalopoda, Octopoda, Octopodidae. The transcript is spliced from 8 exons.
GGCAGUCCAACGGCAACAUUCGUCCUAUUUUCCUGGACUGCUAUGUUAGCUUGGCGAUAACUAUUAAUAAUUUAAUUGAUAUUUCAAAGAAAUUUCGAAUUCUACCAGUAUAAAUAAUAAAUGGCUUUAACUAAAAUACAACUGCAGUCUAACUAUAACCAGAAAUGACAAUUACUUUUCACUUCUUUCUUAUUGAUUUCUUUCAUCUGAAAGUUUCGAAGAAUCUCAGACCUCAGCUGCCUUGUUUUCCAUCUAACAAUUAUUCAUUUGUUUGCUUAACACGGUGUUGAUAUAAUGUCGAAAAGGUAUUUUUAUGGCAGUCAGUUAAAAAGGCUACAUUCUGAAACAUUUUGAUAUCAUAACAGCUUAUUCAAAGUACUUCUGUUUAGGACUAUUCAACAUCGUAAGCAAUUCUGCUUUAAUAUAAUACAAUACAUUCUAAUAUAUUAUAUAAUAUAAUACAAGAGCAAAGUAAGAUUAUAUGGCGAGUAGAACAUUGCAGCUACCACUACCGACGUAACUGAUUGUAUUUUUGCGACCUGGGGCAAAUCUGUUUUAUAUUGUUUGAUAGUUGUCUCUCAUGGCAAUAUACACCAAUGAUUGAUCGAUCAUAUUGGGGUAAAAAAAUCGAAGAGACUGGUGUACGCCAGCAUGGAACAUCAAGCCGUAUUUUAGGUAUUGGCAUUUUCAUCACCGGAUUACUGUUUCUGGCUGUUGCUCUCAUCAUGGGAUUUGAGUUCCCCAAACUCAUCUACACUGGAAUUACUGGCCGGCAGUGUUAUUUCUCUGACCAAAGUAUAAACUAUGAACAAUGGAAAAAUGAUGACUUCUACACACACUAUAACAGGAUUUAUUAUUUCGUGAUUGACAAUGUCGACGACUAUUUGUACAGAAAACAGAAGCCCAAGAUACGUGAAGUCGGACCCUAUGUCUAUAAAGAAUCUAGAAAACAUACACAAAUAGAUUUAUUAGGAUCAAAGCUAUCUUAUGAAAUAUUACGACAGCAGACUUUUGAUGAGCAUCAAACGAGGUUAGAAUGUGGUAUAAAUUGCCAUGAAAAUGAUAAGCUGAACAUUUUGAACUUGGAAUACUUAUACAAUGUUUCUUUGUGGGGAGGAGAAAAUAAUUUUAUACUUUCAAACAUCCCUAAUCUCUUACAACAUCAACUUCAUUUAGCUUUCAUAUUAUAUAAUGGUACAGACUUUUAUGGUGACUUAGCGAAAUUCCCAUCAGAAGAUUGGUUGCAGAGUAACCCGAAUGCUUCCCUUAAUUGGUCUAUCACUGAUUGGAUAACUCAACAGACGAUAAUAUCCAAGCAGUUAUUAACAAACUUGUCUUUCAACACAGAUGAGAUACAAGCUCUGUACAAUGUGAUUAUAGAUCCUCAAAAAUUUGGUACAACCUGCUUAAAUGGUCUCAAGAGAUCCACCCAAUGCAUCAAAGCUGAACAGAAGAUGACUGAAAAUGAAUGUGUUGAUAAAGACAAUAAUCAACAUUGUAAAAAUGCACAAAAAACAGAAAAGCAGAAUUCUACAUCUGAAUUUGGUUUAAUUCAACAUUUAGAAAAUUGGAAAUUAACCAAUGACACGAUCCAUCAUGAACAUAUCCAACAGUUAUUAUGCUCGACUGUUGCAAACUUCUCUAUCAAUUCCACCAUUGACUGUUUUGUCUUUGACAAACACAACAAGACUUUGAAUAUUUUCAUGGAUUUGCUCUUUGAUUAUGUUUUCUCUCACUUGGCCUCGCUCAGUCAUAAUUCUUUGCCACCGGAAUCCAGGAAUCUAAUUUUCACAACUACUCAACAGGAUAUAGCAAAAGGUUAUUUUACAGGAGAAUACAAGCACAAAGGUAUCUUGACUAACAAUUUUGAUGUGAAAGACACAUUCCAGGAAAACCCCAGGUGGAUAUUUUAUACCUGCCUUCAUGAAAACCAUAUUAAAAACAACUUUCUUCUGACUGAAUAUGACAACCAUACCUGCAUCCCAGCAAUUUACUUCCCACGAGUCACAGCAUCAUCAAAGCUAAAAGUGAAUGGUUACGUAUAUUUUACACCACAGGCUCCACUUACGACUGUAUGCCGAACCCCAGUAUUUUACUCAGAUAAAUAUUCAAUGUUUAUGCCUGAGUUCUGGCGAACAUUAACGUUUUCUAAGCAGAAUGAGCUAGAAAUGAACUGUGUCAGAGUGGGCAGAUAUUUACCUGUUAAUGAUGAAUUCAAAGUCGAUGGAUUCUUCAUUGAAGAGGAUGGUAUUCAGAAUGUUACUCAACAAUAUGGUUAUAUGAGUUUCUUAAGUCAUCCCUACUCAACAGCCAGCAACAUUACACAAGUAGAAAGAAAAACAAAAAGCAACAAAUCCCAUUGUUAUAUAUAUAUUGAACCAGUAACAGGACAGAUUUGGCAUCGAGUAAUCAGUUUCCAGUUUAACAUCAAGAUUUCCAGAAAACUGUUUGAUUCUAAAUGGAAGCAGCCUCUCAAUUUGGCUUCUUUUGAACAUCUCUUACCAGUUUACUGGGUGAAAACAGUUACAACAAUGACACAAAUUCAGCCAUACAAAGAUUUUGUAACAAAUAUGAGGAGAUGGGCAUGUGGAGGUUUGAUCAGCUUUACUCUCCUAGCUUUGUCCAUCAUGAUGUGUGGUAGCUUUAUCAUCUUUAAGCCUUAUGUCUUCAACAGAGUGCAUCCUUUACCAGAAACAACUACUUGAAAACAUUGAUGGCCAGAAAUCCCCUUUUUGGCAUUGAGUCAUGUAACAUACAUCUGCCUGUUAAAACUGCAUUAUGUUUGUGACAUUUAAGACAAAUGAUCGUAAAGUCUUAGAUUUAAAUACUUCAGUUUUGAUGUCAGAUAAUCCAGUUAACUUUAUUAUUUAAAUCUUAAAAAACUUUACCCAAAAUCUCAAGUAUUUUGUAGUUAUGUCUCUUUUAAAAAUAUAUAUUUACAUACAUGUAUGUCCACAUGCUGUUGAGUAUGUAUCUCAAGUUGACUGUAAAUUGCCACAUGUAAUUGUUAAAUAUGUCUUUUAGAUAAGAAUCAUUAUAUGCAAAUGAGAACAUUCUGACAUCCAUUAUGAUUAUAGGAAAAUGCUGUCUCUUUUAUAUCAUUACUUCAGUAAUUAUAUAUUACUUAUUCUAAGGCAACGAGCUGGCAGAAUCGUUAGCACGCUGGGUGAAAUGCUUAGCAGUAUUUCGUCUGAGUUCAAAU